UCGAGGGGCAGUGUAACAGGGUUCCUAUCUUUUGCUUUGCACCUUCCAAUUGGAAACUCGUUAUUCUUAUAUAAUGCACAAGAACAGAGAAAAAAAAACAACUUUUUAAGUAAAAACGCACUUUCUAUGAAUUAUUCAUCUUUCGAUCCUUUUCAAUUUCUAUAAAUAUACAGUAUAUAAUAAUAAACCCACAUCAACCCAAAAAAAAAAAACUCUGUAGGACCCUUGUUGAAGCUUCCACUCUCAUCUCGUCUAAUUAACACAUUUAUGCAGAGUGGCCCUUCGAUUGCUGCAUUUCUUUUCUGUUCAUGGAUUCCACUGUUGACCUCAUCAAUUCUUGUUCUUGAUUGUGGUGUGAUAAAGAGUUUCAAAGUUGGUGAAAACAGUGUUUUAAUGUUUCAAAACAUUCUUAAUUGAAUCAUGCAAUUAUAUCAUCAUCCAUGCUCAUUGAACAGCCAAAAGGUGAGGCUUGCUUUGGAAGAGAAAGGCGUUGAUUACACCUCAUUUCAUGUCAAUCCUAUUCUUGGCAAGAACAUGGACUCUUCCUUCUUCAGGAUGAAUACAAGUGCCAAACUCCCAGUAUUCAAGAACGGUUCUCAUAUCAUUUUCGACACAAUUGAAACUAUCUUGUACAUUGAAAGAAUUGCUGUGGUCUCAGUUGGUAACGAUUCCUUUAGCAACCAAGAAGUAAUUGAAUGGAUGCAAAAGAUACAACAAUGGAACCCCAAGUACUUCACCCUAUUGCACAUUCCUGACAAGCACCGCCUCUACGUUUCUAAAUUCAUAAGGAAAGUGGUGAUCGCUCGGAUGGCCGAAUCACCAGACCUUGCUAGUGCUUACCACAGCAAGCUCAGAGAAGCAUACGAGACCGAGGAGAAGCUGAAGAAUGCUGAUCUUGUUAAAAGGAGCACAGAAAGCUUGGUCCAAUUGCUUGAUGAAGUUGAAACAAAGCUGAAUGACACAACAUAUAUUGUGGGGGAUGAGUUCACGAUGGCGGAUGCGACAUUUGUACCCGUGCUGGCUCGAUUGGUGCUUCUGGGUUUGGAAGAUGAGUAUAUAAGUUGCAGGCCAAAUAUAGCAGACUACUGGGGUUUGGUGCAACAAAGGCCUGCCUAUAAAAAAGUUAUAGGAAAAUAUUUUAAUGGCUGGAGGAAGAAGAAAACAUUAAUAAAAACUUGGUGCUCACUUCAUAUCAGAAAUUUGCUGAAGAGAUAUUAAGGAUUUGUGGGUUACAGGUGUACUGUAAAUUGAUAAUACAUAAAAUGAGUUGGAAAAGCAAAUUACAACUGUAUGUAACUUUUGCUUCUUGUUAUGCUUUUCACCAGGGUCUUUUCUUUUUCUUUUUUUUUUUUUCAAUUGGUAAAUUUGGUAAAAUAAGAGAUGUUGAUAUAAAUGUGGAGUUGAAGGAUUUAAUGUAUUAUGAUUGAUUCCAAGGUUGA
This is a messenger RNA of Gossypium arboreum, 1439 nucleotides long. Its product is annotated as glutathione S-transferase TCHQD. Bases 421 to 1218 code for a protein of 265 amino acids. The transcript is spliced from 4 exons. The record is from RefSeq and is a predicted model, not a curated record. Gene Ontology annotation, molecular function: glutathione transferase activity. NCBI's taxonomy places the organism in Eukaryota, Viridiplantae, Streptophyta, Magnoliopsida, Malvales, Malvaceae.